Messenger RNA from Parasteatoda tepidariorum (common house spider), 10915 nucleotides. RefSeq lists its product as uncharacterized. Gene Ontology annotation, cellular component: nucleus; chromosome, centromeric region; spindle pole. Gene Ontology annotation, molecular function: dynein complex binding; microtubule binding. Gene Ontology annotation, biological process: metaphase chromosome alignment; regulation of G2/M transition of mitotic cell cycle; mitotic cell cycle. NCBI's taxonomy places the organism in Eukaryota, Metazoa, Arthropoda, Arachnida, Araneae, Theridiidae. The record is from RefSeq and is a predicted model, not a curated record.
CAACAACUACAAAAAAGUUUGACAGAUAUUAAAUUAAUUGAAAAAUCUAUGGAAAAAGCAAAGUUGGGAAAAAGUUUUUCAUUAGAAGUUCACAAGAGUAGACCAUCAGAUUUGAUAUCCUUUGAUGAAAAUUCUCCUAGAUUUUGUGAAGACUUGACAUUAGGCAAGGAAAAUGAUAAAAAUGUGUUAAAUGAAAGUCUUUGCCAUUCAAAAAGCUUAGAAGAAACACUGCAAGAUAAAAUAAAGAGCCAAGAAGCAAUCAUUAAAGAUCUCAAAUCAAAACUUGAAUUGCAAUCUCACAGUGAAGAUUAUAUGAAUGUUAGUGCAUUAGCUACUCCAGCUAAGACAAAGAAAGAUACAAGCCUGUUCUCAGGAAGAGAAAACUUUAGCUUUUUUGACGGUUUUACCUCUACACCUGCUAAGAAUAACAAAGAAAGAGUUUUGAAGCAUCAAAGUGAUGCUACAGUUGUCGAUUCUGGGAAUGACAAAAACACUGCUUUAGAAAACCGUUUGAAACAACUUUGUCAGGAACUUGAUUGUCAAAGGCACAAUUUUGAAGCUACAAAAAAUGCUAUGGAAUUGAAAUUUAAAGAGAGUGAGAACAUACUAAAAACAGAUUUAAAGUUUCAAGUUCAAGCCUGUGCAAGUGUGGAGAAAGAACUUAAUGAACUCAGAAAUAAGUACCAACAAGAAACCUCACAGUCUUCAAAGAAAUUGGAUAUGAUUACACUACAACUAAAUAAAUCUGAACAGCUUAAAACUCAAUAUGAGCAAGAGAUAAAGAGACUUGAAACAAAAUUGAAUGAUUCAGAACAGAUUUUGAGAAAAAAAGAAGAGGAAUUUCAAGAACUACAGAAAUUAAAAAAUGUUGCUGAUAUGACAUGUCAAUCAUUACAAGCACUGAAGUCUGAUUUAGAAAAAAAAUGCAACAGUUCUCUUAAAGAAAAUAUGAUGUUGAAUGAUCAAAUUAGUUCAUCUAAGAUUGAACUUGAAAAAAAUGUUAAUCUCUUGAAAGAAAAAGAUUUAUGCUUAUGUAACAUGAAAAAGGAGAUGGAUUCCAUUUCACACUCUUGCAACAAUUUGGAAGGUAAAAUAAAGGAAUUAGAUAACAAGUUAAGAGCUUCUGAGGCAGAUUAUGCUAAUCUUACCAAUAAAUUUGAAAAGCUUGUGGACAGUGAGAAUUCCUUAAAGUCUCUCUCUGAAAAGUUGGAGAAAGAAAGAGCUCAGCUCCAGAACAACUUGAAGGAAGAAAACAGUAAAUCUCAACGACUCGAGUUAAAUGCACAGAAACUAGAAAAAAAUAUUCAGACACUUCAAAAUCAAUUAGAAAAUAAAGUUCUAGAAUUAAAUGGACUUAAUGAUGAGACGAAACUUGCAAAGGAGAAAUAUGAGGGUAAAAUAAAGGAAUUAGAUAACAAGUUAAGAGCUUCUGUGACAGAUUAUGCUAAUCUCACCAAUAAAUUCGAUAAGCUCAUGGCCAGUGAGAAUUCCUUAAAGUCUCUCUCUGAAAAGUUGGAGAAGGAAAAAGCUCAGCUCCAGAACAACUUGAAGGAAGAAAACAGUAAGUCUCAACAACUCGAAUUAAAUGCACAGAAACUAGGAAAAGAUAUUCAGACACUUCAAAGUCAAUUAGAAAAUAAAGUUUUAGAAUUAAAUGGACUUAAUGAUGACACGAAACUUGCGAAGGAAAAAUAUGAGGGUAAAAUAAAGGAAUUAGAUAACAAGUUAAGAGCUUCUGAGACAGAUUAUGCUAAUCUCACCAAUAAAUUCGAUAAGCUUGUGACCAGUGAGAAUUCCUUAAAGUCUCUCUCUGAAAAGUUGGAGAACGAAAAAGCUCAGCUCCAGAACAACUUGAAGGAAGAAAAUAGUAAAUCUCAACAACUCGAAUUAAAUGCACAGAAACUAGAAAAAGAUAUUCAGACACUUCAAAGUCAAUUAGAAAAUAAAGUUUUAGAAUUAAAUGGACUUAAUGAUGAGAUGAAACUUACGAAGGAAAAGUAUGAUGAAACUAUAAAAGAAAUGGAAGCUAAAAUAGCAGAUACUCAAGCUGAAGUAUCAAAUACAUCAAAAGAAGUGGAGAGAUUGACAAAUGAAAAGUCAUCACUUGAAAAUUUGUUAGAGAAUUUGGAAAAGAGAGAAAAGAAUAUUAAUGAUCAAUUAUUCACUGAAACUGAAAAAAAUAAAGCUCUUUCCCUUGAAAUUGAUGAAUUGAAGCGAAAUGUUGAAGAGCUUAAUAAAAAUCUUACUAUCAAACAGGAACAAACUCUAAAACUUAGUGAAAAUUUAACUAAAGAAUAUGAGAUUGCUUCACAGGAGCUACAAAAUAAAACCGAAGAAUUGUCAGCAAUGCAGAAAGAGAUAAAAGAUCUUGCUGAAAUGCAAUCAUCCCUAGAGAAAUCUUUAGCUUUGUUAGAGGCUGAGAAAACUGAGGUUUCUGAGAAACUUGCAGUAGAAGUUGAAAAAAAUAAAUCCAUUUUAAGUGAAGGUGAAAAUCUUCAGAGAAAGAUUCUUAAACUAGAGGAAAUCAUUCUUCAAAAGACGAACAACAUUCAGAAACUAGACGGGAAUAAUAAAAAAUAUGAGGUAGAAAUGGAAAAUCUAUCUGCUAAAAAUUCAACUUUAGAAAAGAAAAAUGAAGCAUUAUUUGAAAAGAAUGAGCAACUUUCUUCUGAUCUAGAAAGCCAGAAGAAAAUAAUUUCAUCCCUUAAUGAAGAAAUACGAAAUAAAGUGAAUGAAAUGAAAGACCUUGAAGAAAAAUCCUCCACUGUCGAUAAAUAUAAGCAUGAAGUUCAAAAUCUUUCUGUGAAGUGUUCUACAUUGGAGGAAGAGAAGAAAAUGUUGUUAGAACAAAAUGAAAUGUUUUCAAAUUCUCUAGAGGAACAGAGUAGCAUAAUUAGUUGCAAAGUGGAUGAAAUCAAUGAAUUAAAGGCUAAGAAAUCUCUUGAGGAAAAAUAUGAACUUGAUAAUAAAAAACUUCAAGUUGAAUUGUCCACCUUAUCAGAAAGUAUUGAAACCCUAAAGCUUCAAAUUGAGAAGCAAACUUUAAAGGAAACUAGUUUGGGAGAACAACUGUCUCAAGUAAUGAGUGAGAAGGAAGCCUUGGUCUUACAGUUACAACAGUUAAAAGAAUCAAAUAUGUCUCUGAGCAAUGAAUUAUCUUUUACAACUUUAAAGAUUAAUGAUUUGAAUGAAGGAAAGGAAUCCUUGAUUAAUCAAUAUGAGACACGAAUUCAAACCCUAGAGGCUGAAUAUGAUAAUGCCCAAAAAGAAAUUAACAGUUUAAAUUUUCAAUUAAAAGAACUUGGUGAUUCUGAAUUAUUACUGAAAGGUAGCAUUGCUUCUCUUCAGCAAGAAAAUUUAUUGCUGUCUGAGACCCUGAACCAGAAUGCUGGUGAAAUUCAAAGCUUAAUGUCUUUAAAAGAAGAAAUUUCUAAGCAGUCUUCUGAAAUUUGUCAUCUAAAAGAGAUUCUUAUUGAUGCUGAGAAAGAUUACAAGGCUAGUUUGGAAAAUGCAUUAUCUGAAAAAAUGUCUUUAUCCUGCCAACUUGAAGAAUCCUCUUUAAUCAUAAAAGAAAGUUUGGAGAAAAAAGGUUUCCUAGAGGAAGAGAAACUAACUUUGACUGAUUUGUUAAAGAAAGAAGGCCAAAAGUGUGAAAUGUUAGAAAUAGAGGUAGCACAACUGAAACAGUCCAUUUUCUGGAUUGGAGAAGACUUGGCACAAAUCAAUAUCAGUGCAGUUCAGGCUGAACUUCAAUAUCAAGAUAAAAUCAGAGGAUUGGAAAGUUCUUUGCUUGAAACUCAAAAUGAUUUAUCAAUUCUGAGAACUGAAUUGGAAAACAGUCAAUUAAAAGAACUUCAUUUGUCAAAGCUGCUUGAUGAAGAAAGCAAUAAAAUUGAAAAAUAUUUGAAACUUGAAGAAAAAUCAGAAGAAUUGAAAAAUAAAAUCUCUUUGCAUGAAUCGAAUCUGGCUGCAAAAUCACAAUCUCUUCAUGAAGCUAAUGAAAAGAUUUCAUUGAUCACUUCUGAAUAUGAGGCUAGUUUGGAAAAUGCAUUAUCUGAAAAAAUGUCUUUAUCCUGUCAACUUGAAGAAUCCUCUUUAAUCAUAAAAGAAAGUUUGGAGAAAGUAGGUAUUCUAGAGGAAGAGAAACUAACUUUGACUGAUUUGUUAAAGAAAGAGGGCCAAAAGUGUGAAAUGUUAGAAAUGGAGGUAGCACAACUAAAACAAUCUAUUUUCUGGAUUGGAGAAGACUUGGCACAAAUCAAUAUCAGUGCAGUUCAGGCCGAGCUUCAGUAUCAAGAUAAAAUCAGAGGAUUGGAAACUUCUUUGCUUGAAACUCAAAAUGACUUAACAGUUCUGAGAACUGAAUUGGAAAAUAGUCAAUUAAAAGAACUUCAUUUGUCAAAGCUGCUUGAUGAAGAAAGCAAUAAAAGUGAAAAAUGUUUGAAACUUGAGGAAAAAUCAGAAGAAUUGAAAAAUAAAAUCUCUUUGCAGGAAUCGAAUCUGGUUGCAAAAUCACAAUCUCUUCAUGAAGCUAAUGAAAAGAUUUCACUGAUCACUUCUGAAUAUGAGGAAAAGAUUGAGGCUUGUAAAAAUAAACUCUCCUUGACUUUAGAGGAAUACCAAGUUAUGAAGAGUCUUUUAGAAGAAUCAUUGCUGAAUGAAGAUGCAUUAAAAGAAAAAAUAAUAAUUUUCCAGAAUGAGAAAGCAGAUCUUGAGAAUAAGAUUCUAGCUGAAGUUGAAAAAAAUAUUUCUCUUGAAGCAGAAGAAAAGAAAAACGCAGAAAAAAUAGCUGAACUUGAAAACAAAUUAUAUAUUAUUUCAAUUGAUUUAGAAAAAGAGAGAAAAGCACUACUUGAAAAAGAGCUUGAAAUUUCUGAACUUGAAAGCAAGUUGGAGUCAACACAGUCAGAGCUUCAACAGUCUUUUGAUCAGCUGCAAGAAACUAUUUGCAAUGAAAAAACUCUGAAAGAAAAGUUGUGUUUGGUUGAAAAUGAACACUCUGAACUUGCUAAAAGCCUGGAGGCUCAAUCCGAUAAAAUUAAAAUGUUAGAAACUACCCUUUUAGAAAUAAAAGAAAAGAUGAUGUUGCUUGAUAAUGACCUAAUGGUUAAAUCUUUGGAACUAGAAAAAUGUCAAAAGCAGUUGACUACAUCAGUUUGCAAUGAGGAUUUAAUUUUGGAAAUGACAGACAAGUUGAAAGAUUCUAGAGUACUUUAUGAAACAAUUCAAAAUCGAUUAAGUGAAUCUUUGUCAAAUGAAGCGUUUUACAAAACUGAGUUUGCAUUGCUUGGUGAUGAAAAAAAUAAAUUAACUUCUGCAUUGGAGGAUCAAUUGGAAAAAGUCAGUGUUCUUGAGAAACACAUUAAAGAAUUAAAAGAGGAUUUAACUGCAAAAUCUUCAGAAUUAGAGAACUAUAAAGAACAACUUCUUUCGUCUCACUGGGAGGAUAAAAUGUCUAAUCUAGAGAUGAAGUUAGAAUCUGUUCAGUUGCAGCUUGAUCAAACUCUACUCCAGCUACAGGACUCAAUUAACAAUGAAUGCACUUUAAAAGAAAGCCUGUCUUUGAUGGAGGUUGAGAAAACAGAUCUUACUUUAAGCCUGAAGACGCAAUGUGAGAAAACAAAAGCUUUAGAAACCACUCUUAAUGAAAUGACUGAAAAAGUUAAUUUAGUUAAUGAGGAACAAAUAGUUAAAGCUUCAGAGUUGGAAGAAUGUAAAAAGCAGCUGACUCUCUCAAUUCACAAUGAGGAUUGUCUGAAUACCAAACUACAAUCAUUAACUUCUUUAUGUGAAUCAACUCAAUGUAAGCUGAGUGAUUUGAUUAAAAAUGAGAUAACGUUCAAAACUAAGAUAUCUUUGCUAGAAGAAGAAAAAAUAAACCUUAUUUCACAGUCCAACAUUGAAACAGAAAAGGUAUUGAAUCUGGAAGGAGAAACGGCAGAACUAAAAGAUCAUAUUACUACACUUAAGGAAGAGUUGAAGCUUAAAACUACUGAAAUUGAGAAAUUUGGAAAUGAACAUUUCAUCAUCCAACGACCUAAGGCCAACGAAUUUGCUAAUGGAGAACUGGUUGAUGUUAAAAUUUGGGCACUUAGUGAUCUGAACUGCGUUCACUCAUUGGAAAAUAGUGUGAUGACUAGUUUCAACAAGUAUAAGUUUUUAUGGGCUUAUCAUCUCUUAAAUGGCGAGGAUUUAGAAAAAUCUGAAAUGAAUGUCUCAUCCUUAAAUAGAAUAUUCCUUCUGCUGCAGGAGCAAAAAGCUAUCUUGAAUUUUAUUCUCAGCAUUUCAAAAAUGAAAUCAGUAUCAGAGCAACUGAAUUUCCUUUCCAUUUCCUCACAGUCUAAUUGCAUUUCUGAUAUUCAGUUAGAAAGUAUUGUUACUGAUAAUUUAUUUAACAAUAUUUUAAAGAUGUUGUGCGUAAAUAGUGUACAUAUUUUGGAGUGCACAACCCAGAAAAUUCAGAAAUGUUUGCAAAAUUUGGAACAGCCUGUCUCAUUCUUAGAAAGCCAAGGUAACAUAAACUCCAGUAAUCAUCACAUUGCGAUUACUUUCGAUACAAAAUAUAUUCUGUAUGAAUAUAAAAUUAGCAGCUAUUUCUCAAAGAGAAACUCUAGUCCCACUUAUCAAGAAAAUCAAUAUUUCAUGUGGGAUUCAACUGAUGAAAAGCAAAUUAAAGAUGUCUUACAAAAACUAAGUCUUAAAGAAGUUUCAAAAAUUUUGGACUUUUAUGCUAUUUCAAAUGAUGAUGCAGUUAAUUUUUUUGACUCUGAGAACUUUAAUCCUGAAGUUUUGCAAUCAGUUACAUUUUUACUUUUUCAUAAAUACAAUCAAACUAGAGGAGUUGAAAUUUUAAAUGAACUCAAGCAAUGGGCAAGCUUUAGAGAUUUCCUAAAUCAUUGUCUCAAAUCCUUAUCUUGUAUAAACAUUAAAGAAAAUCCUUGCCUUAUAGGAAUUGAUUCAAAAAAUUUUUGUAUGAAACAGGUGGAAGUGGAAAAUAAUGCAAGUAAAAGCAAAGCAUGCGUAAAUACUUCGAUUAUUGAGAAAGAAAAAGAUUCAUUGGAUCUGAAAGUAGAAAAUACUGCAUGUAAAAAUGAAUCAUGCUUAAAUUGUUCAGUUCUUAAAAAGGAAAAAUCAGCUUUAGAGCUUGUUAUAAGUAAAGAAAAAGAAAAACAAAAGUCAUUAAAUUCUACAAUUGAAGAAAUUGAGCAGGAUCUAAGUGAUACUUUCGUGCAUAAAUGUCAAUUGCAGGAUGCAAUUAUUGAAGUAGGAAAAAUGUUUGAUCAUUUUAUAAAAAAAUCUAUUGAUUCAAGUUCUGAAAGGGUAUUCAGUUCUGAAUUUUUUUCGAAAACUUGCUUGUGUGAAAAUUGUAUUAAGCAGGAUGGGGAAAUUGCCCAUUCAAAUGAUACAAUACUUUCAGCUGAAACUUUUGCUUCAUGGAUUAAUAAACUUAUUGAGCAGUACGGUAAGAUGAAGAAUGAAAAACAAGAACUAAUAAAGAUAGUAUUUCAAGAAACUGCUGGUUAUAGUUCUGAAACUUCUUAUCAAACAAAUGAUGAAUUUCAGAAACUUGAAGCAGAUGAGACUGAGUUUGCUGUUUUUGUUGAGCAGUAUAAAGAAAAAGUGCAAGCUUUUGAAGUGCUUAAACUAGAGAUAGCCUCCAAAGAAGAAAAUAUCAAAACAUUACAGGAAACAAUAAAAAGUCAAAAAGAAAUUUUAGAAGACGCUCGUUUGCAAUCUAAAGUUUAUGAAAAUGAAGUUGCAAAACUGGAAAGUAAAAUAAGAAAGUAUGAAAUAACUGAAUCCCAUGAGCCUGUUUUAAUUGGUGAAAAGGAAAAACUAAUAAUUGAUUUGCAACAAAAAUUAAAAGCUCUUGAAAAAUCUAAUGAUGCUUUAAAUUUAGAUAUUGAGAAAACAGAACAGCAGAUCCAGACUCUUUCUGUUUCAAAACAAAAACUUGAGGAUGAAGUUAACAAAUUAUCGUUAGAGUUGUCGAAGAAAAAUCUGGAUAUAGAAACCUGGAAACAUAUGUAUGAAACUGAAAAAAUGUCCAAAUCAGAACUUAUGAGUAAAAUACAGCAACUUGAACUUGAAAAAGUAGAAUUAAAAGAAAAGUUUGUCCAAUUUGAAAUUCUAAACGAUGAUGCGGAACAGAAUGAGACUGUUCUAAAAAUUCAGCAAGAACUUCAGACUUGUCAACUUGCUGAAUCAAACUGGAAAAAUAUGUAUGAAGCUGAAAAAAAGCAUACAUCCGAAGUUUUGAGUAAGAUCGAGCAACUUGAAAUUGAAAAAUUAGAAUUGGAAGAAAAGUUAGUACAAAUUGAGAUCUUAAACAGUGAUAUGGAAGAUGAUUUGAUUAAUUUGAAGAAACUUCAGCAAGAACACCAAACUUGUCAAUCGACUAUAUCAAACUGGAAAAAUAAGUAUGAAGCUGAGAAAAAAUCUGCCUCGGAGCUUACAAGCAAGGUACAACAACUUGAAGUAGAUUUAGAAGAAAAAGUUCAACAACUUCAGAUUGUAAAUGAUGAUUUAAAACAAGAGGUAAACAAUCUGAUAGCUUUACAACAAGAGCAUGAAACUCAGAAGUUAAAUGCAUCAACAUGGAAAGAUAUGUAUGAAAUUGAGAAAAAGUCCCUAUCCGAGCUUAUGAGCAAUGUAGAACAACUUGAAAUAGAAAAAAUGGAACUGGAACAAAAUUUUAAAAAUCUCCAGAUUGUAAAUGAAGGUUUAGAACAAGACUUAGCCACUUUUAAAAAUUUGCAGCAAGAUCAUGAAGUUCAAAAGUCAGAUGCAAUAACAUAUAAGGAUUUGUAUGAAAAUGAGAAAAAAUCCUCUUCACAGUUAUCAAGUAAACUACUGCAGUUGGAAAAAGAGAAAACAGAAUUUGAGGAGAAGCUGAAACAACUCCAGGUUGUAAAUGAUGCUUUGAAAAACGAUGUGAAUACGCUGAAAAUCUUGCAACGAGAGCAUGAGGACACACUUCUUGCAAAGAAUCAUAGUUUGAAAGAAAAAGAUCAUAUUAUACAGGUGCUUCAAGAAAGAAAUAAUGAAAUUGAAUCUAAUAAUGUGCAUGAUUCUGAAGAAUUAAAUGAGUUGCAGAACUUAAGGUCACAUUCAAAAAUAAUGUCAGAAAAUGUAUCUUGCUUAGAAAAAAAAGUCCAGGAUACUGCAAGUGAAAAUAUAUUGCUACAAGACGCAUUGAAAGAAGUAGGAAAUGAAAGAGAUGAAUUGAAAAAUAAAAUUGAUUCUCUAAAACUAGAUGUUGUUAAACUAACUGAAGAUUUAGAAUUGCAAAACCAGGCCAAUUCGGAAUUGAAUAAACAGUUAGAAAUAAAAAAAAUUGCAUUGCUGAAUGAGUCAGAGUUGCACAGAUCUGCUGAAAAUGCAAUUCAAGUUCAAAAAGAAACAAUUAGCAGCUUAAAUUCAUCUUUAGAAGAAAAAAUAUCUCAAAUGGAACAUCAAAUGCAAAUAAUGAAAAAUCAAACACAAGUAAUGAAAAAUCAAAAUACGAAAUUGCUAGAAAAUGAAUCAGUUAGUAAACAAGCAAUUUUGGAUUUGAAAGAUCAUAUUCGCACUGCAACUUGUUCAUUGAAAGAACUAGAAUCAAAAUAUUCUAAAUUAUCUACUGAAAACAGUGCUCUUUUAGAAAAGAGGAGAGGAAUGUCAAUUAUUUCUGAAAAUGAAGAAAUGAAACAAGUUUCACAUAAAGUUAAAUUUACCGAAAAUAUUUUCAAUUUAAUUGAAGAAAUAGUUAAAGAUUUUUCUGGUUCUAAAUCAAUUGAACAGAUUGAAAAUGACUUAAACUCUAUAAAAAAACUCUUCAGUCAAAGUUCUGAUUCUUCUAAUAUUGAAGAACUCUCUAAAAGUUUUUGUGAUAAUUUAAAAUCAUUCUUCAAAAAUUAUCUUUUGAACAUAGAAGAGGUAAAACUCAAGAUUUGCGCUAUCUCUAAUUCUGUUAACUAUAUGGGUCAAUUUGUUGACUCUUUCUCCGACAGUGAUAGUCCUAAAACCCUUCAUUUUGCAGACAAUAUUGUCGAUGUUACCUUCAAUGAAACAUUGAGGGAAAAUCUAAUAGAAAGAGCUGGAGUUUCACAUGAGCAAGUUAUUAAAGAUCUGCAACAAACUCAAGAACUUUUAGAAAAUUACUUCUCUGCUCUGAAAACAAUUAUUCUGAAGCAAGCAGAUAAUUGCAAGGAUCUUAAAUCCAAGUUGGAUCAGGCAUUAUCAAAAGCAUCUACCAGUGAAUCUCAAGGGAACAGUGAAGAUUUUGUUCCGAAAUGGAAAUUUAAGCUGGUAAGAGUUUCUGCUCAUCGUUGGGAACAAGAAGCAAUCAAAAUACAGAAGUCCUUACAAGAGAUUAUUGAUAAUUUAGAAAAAAAACUCAAAGUUCAUGCUGAAAAAAUCGAUUCAUUAGAAAAAGAAAAAGUAAAAUCAGAAUUAGAACUCAAUCAAAGAAUCAGAACUCUUGAAGAGGAAAACAAAAUGCUUGAUGAAGAGGCUGAGGAGCUCAGUGAAGAUUUUAAGAAGCUAGAGCUCUCCGAAAAUAGAGAUAAACUGAAGCUUUAUGAAACUAUAGAUGCUUUGAAGGAAAAACUAGAGAAGACUGUAAAAGAAUGCAAUGAGUUGAAGGCUUCAAGCAUAGGCAAAUAAAUAUGACGGCAGAUGGUGAAUAGAAGAAAGGCAUAUUUUAAGAUAUUGUGUGACUUGAAAUAUUUUGAUACCUAUUUCAUGUAAAAUAAUUUUAACCGUGUGUCCAAUCUGUUAUUCUGAACGUGUAAAUUUUUAUUUUAAAUUUUUUGUGUGUAUAUUAAGUAUUUUUAUAUUUUGAACUCAUCUUUUUAGAUUUUUGUAAUCUAGUUUGUUGUCUAGUUUGUAAAUUUGCAACGUUUAUUUUUAUAAAAUUGAAUUUUUAAAUUUG